Messenger RNA from Ilex paraguariensis (yerba mate), 999 nucleotides. Lineage: Eukaryota; Viridiplantae; Streptophyta; Magnoliopsida; Aquifoliales; Aquifoliaceae. The record is from the annotation of a GenBank genome assembly.
AUGGGCAAGUUCGUUUCCUCUCUUUAUUUCUUUGGUUUGCUCUCAUCCGUACAAAAGUACCAAGGCCGGACUGCACAUUCUCCGGCCAACCAACCAAUUUUUUGCCUCCUUUUUCCGGCAAUGACGAAGGAGUCCGCCCAACACCCGUCACGGCCGGAAUUGUACAACUCCGCACCAGUGGCUGUAAUCCUUACAGUUAUUCUCCUAUUAUUCUUCUUCAUUGGUUUCUUGUUCAUAUACUUCUGCAAGUGUAUCAUGCACAACCUAAUCUACAGGGGGCAUAUCAGACAUAGUGAUUCUGGCACUCCGGCCAGUCCGGCAGGAUCUACAGGAGCUACUGGCCUUGACCCUUCAAUCAUAAAGUCUUUUCCCACAUUCCCAUAUUCGAAUGUUAAAGAUUUUCGAAGGGAAAAGUAUGGUUUAGAAUGUGCCAUUUGCUUGUGCGAGUUUGAAGAUGAUAAUUUUCUCCGGCUUUUGACAUCAUGUUGCCAUGUAUUUCAUCAAGAGUGCAUUGAUCUUUGGCUUGAUUCUCAUAAAACAUGUCCGGUUUGUCGUAUGAGACUCAACACCUCACCGGAGAAAUCUCCGAUUUCUAUUGCCAAUCGGCCCAAUCCCAUGCAAUACAUAAAUGAAAAUGAGUCAUUGGAAGGUACUUUUAGCAUCAAUGUUAGGGAUGACAAUGAAGACGAAAGAGGAGGCAGUGGCAAGAGAGAUAUAGCAGGAGGUCCGAGCACAGCCGGACGGGUCGAAGGACACGAUGAGGUAGAAAAAUUUCCGAGGUCACACUCGACAGGGCAUUCAAUAGCUAGGACUAAAGAAGAAGAAGAAGAUAGGUUUACAUUGAGAUUACCGGAACAUGUGAAAGCAAAGCUUAUGAGGUGGCAUAAUUGGCCGAGAAGUUGCACCACAUUCGGAGACUACCAAAGCAAAACGUCCACUGGUAAUGGUGGCUUCGGAGAGGUAUCAGGGUUACCUGGUGGAGGUGGAGACAUCAACAAA